This is a messenger RNA of Brassica oleracea var. oleracea, 1635 nucleotides long. RefSeq names its product protein MOS2. The transcript has 2 exons. The record is from RefSeq and is a predicted model, not a curated record. NCBI's taxonomy places the organism in Eukaryota, Viridiplantae, Streptophyta, Magnoliopsida, Brassicales, Brassicaceae. Gene Ontology annotation, cellular component: spliceosomal complex. Bases 56 to 1387 code for a protein of 443 amino acids. Gene Ontology annotation, biological process: mRNA splicing, via spliceosome. Gene Ontology annotation, molecular function: nucleic acid binding.
UCUUUGUGACAUUCAUUCGGGUUCUGCUCGUGAGAGAGAAGAAAACCGAUCAAUCAUGAAGCUCUCUUUCUCUCUCCCUUCCAAAUCGAAACCCAAAGUCACAGCCGCCGCCGCCGCCGCCGUCGAUGACGGUACAAGCAAAGAGUUCGUCACGGAAUUCGAUCCUUCGAAAACCCUAGCUGAUUCCACUCCCAAACACGUCAUCCCUCCGAUCGAGAACACAUGGAGGCCUCACAAGAAGAUGAAGAAUCUCGAUCUCCCGCUCCAAUCCGGCAACACCGGUUCGGGUCUCGAAUUCGAAGCCGAGGUUCCUUUAACCGAUUCCGAGGAGAACAUCACGUACGGUUUGAAGCUGCGUCAGAAAGCAAAGGACGACGAAGAAGAAGAUCGGAAUCUAGCUCCGAUAGAGCAGCUUAUGAUGCAGAGUUUGAGGAAAGAUCUGGAGUCGCUUGCUGAUGACCCGACCUUAGAGGACUUCGAGAGCGUUCCUGUGGAGGGUUUUGGAGCUGCGUUGAUGGCUGGGUAUGGGUGGAAGCCUGGCAAGGGGAUUGGUAAGAACGCUAAAGAAGAUGUCCAGAUUAAGGAGUACAAACGGUGGACUGCUAAGGAAGGUUUAGGUUUCGAUCUUGACAAGUCUAAGGUUGUUGUUGAUAAGAACAAGGCUAAAGCCAAAGAAAGUGUGAAACUUGAUGUUAAUGGUGGAGAUCUGUUUUUUGUUGGAAAAGAAGUUAGGAUCGUUGCUGGUAGAGAUAUGGGAUUAAGGGGUAAGAUUGUGGAGAAGCUGGGUAAUGAUUUGUUUGCUCUGAAGCUCUCUGGAAGUGAAGAUGAAGUGAGAGUUGGUUUGAGUGAUGUAGCAGAUUUGGGUUCCCAGGAAGAAGAAAGGUGUUUAAAGGAGUUGAAACACAAGGAGAAAGGUAAGAAAGCGAGUAAAAGAAGCCGAGGAACAGAGAGUGUGAGUAGAAAUGAAGUUCGAGUCACUGAGAAGAAGCAUGAUAGAGCUGAGAGGAGAGUGAAGAAGCCCUCAUGGCUCAGGAGUCAUAUAAAGGUGAGAAUAGUGAGCAAGGAUUUUAAAAGUGGGAGGCUGUAUCUUAAGAAAGGGAAAGUUGUUGAUGUUGUCGGACCAACGACCUGCGAUAUCAUGAUGGAUGAGACGCAAGAGUUGGUUCAAGGGGUUGAUCAGGAGCUGCUGGAGACGGCACUGCCUAGGCGAGGAGGACCGGUUUUGAUUCUGUUGGGGAAACAUAAGGGCGUCUAUGGGAAUUUGGUUGAGAAAGAUUUGGAUAAAGAAACUGGUGUGGUUCGUGACUUAGACAACCACAAGAUGCUUGAUGUUAGACUUGAACAAGUUGCUGAGUACAUGGGCGAUAUGGAUGAUGUUGAAUACUGAAACUAUACACUAAACCUGCUUACUUUCAGAUGAGGUGCAGCUUGCAGAUUUACGAGGAACCUCGGUGGAGUUAUGCGUUUGUUGAGUUUACAGACAAAAUUGACAUUGGCUUCAGUGUCUGUCUUCCAGUAAUUUGCACUCACUGUACCAUUUGUAAGAGUACGUACAUGGUAUUGCACCAUUUUAUUCACUACAUCUAUAAACGUUGGUCUGAAUUAAAAGAACUAAUCGAUGAAUUUUACUCGGAA